Cheilinus undulatus (humphead wrasse) is the source of this 2610-nucleotide messenger RNA. RefSeq lists its product as uncharacterized. The transcript is spliced from 3 exons. Bases 736 to 1575 code for a protein of 279 amino acids. NCBI's taxonomy places the organism in Eukaryota, Metazoa, Chordata, Actinopteri, Labriformes, Labridae. The record is from RefSeq and is a predicted model, not a curated record.
ACUUUGCAGACACAGGUGUCUUUACACUACAAUCCUUCAGACACACUGACUGCACUCAGGUGAUCCCCUUUUACUAACUGUGAGACUAUACACACUAAUUAGCUAGACCACUGUUGAAUUAGGUCAGUCACUUUAAAGAGGAUGAAUAUUCAUGCAGACACCCCACUUUUGUUUGACAUUACUUUUUUAAAAUCUGUUUUUACUUUGACAUUAAAGAGUUUUGUUUUUUAACUUUUCCAAACAUGCACUUCUGUAGAACAGUAUGUACUGAACUUCAUCACAACAAUGUACUUUACAUCAAGUUAAAGUACAUUUAGGUGUAAUCAAAGGUGGGACAACAAGGUGCUGCAUCACCAGCAACAACAACUUCCAAUACAGUGCAAUCUCACCUGGACUUUAACCUCAUUCAGUCCUGAAAUGAUUUAAGUAAAGCAGAGAUAUGGGUUCAAAAAGCUCAUACACUCUGUCUACAUGGCGAUUUAUCUCACCUGACACAGAUAAGUGGAGGGUUGAUGUCAUUGUGAUGUGAAAUCGAGGCUGAAGUCCAGCUUACUAGGUAGGACAGGCUGUGAGUGAGGAUUUCAGUAAACUCUGAAUGUGAUCUGAGCACACAACAGCCUGUUUUCAGUCAUUGUGGAUUAAUACAACAGGAACGUGGGGAAGAUUUGGAUCUACUGAAGGAAACUGGUGGUACUGUCUCAUUCUGCUUGGUUUGAAAACUGAAGAAACUGAAGGAUGAAGUCUUUAAGAUGCUGGCUGCCACAAGUAACUGUGCUGCUGCUCUGUGUGACUAGAGUCUACAUGGAGCAUCUUCAAGCUGAGAACCUGAAUCUCAUUCCUCCAGAUCAGCAUAACUUGGUCCUGAACUCUGGGAUGAAAGUGCUUCCCAGAGACUGCUAUGAAAUGCUCAUGACUUCUUCAGGCAAGGCCAGAGACGGCGUGUACCUGAUCCAGCCAGGAGAUUCCCCCAUCGUGGCGUACUGUGCCAUGCAGGAGGGAGGCUGGACUGUGGUUCAGCACAUCACUGUUAACAGCAGCGAGAAUUUCGAUCGUACCUGGGCUGAGUACAAGCAUGGCUUUGGAGAUGUUACUGGUGAUCACUGGCUUGGAAACGAAUACCUCCAUCAGCUCACCCGUGGGCCUGGACGCUAUAAACUGGGAGUCAAACUGGUCGACCGAGACGCAAUCACAAAGAUGGGGGAAUACGACCCUGUGCUGGUGGAGGAUGAAUCAUCAGCUUACAGGCUGAGGCUCGGGUUGUUUCAGGGUACAGCUGUGGACGCACUGACCCUAGACACAGAGAACUAUCUGCAUGACAACCAGAGAUUCACCACCAAAGACAGAGACAACGACAACUACUUCCAAAACUGUGCCAAGCUGGAAUUUCAGGGAGUUCCAGGAGGAGGUUGGUGGUAUGACGCCUGUGCUGGUGCCAACCUCAACCGCAGGAAUGUCAUCUACUGGCAGAAAGACUGCAACAAGGAGCGGUUGUGCAAGUACGCAUGGAUGAUGGUGAGACCAUCAGACACGGUAAAACUGAUUCACAGUGCAGACUGCAAGAAGGAUGAGCUAUGAAGAACAUUUAAAGAUUUGUAAUGCUGUAUGACACUCUGGAUUUAAAGUUUUAUUUUAAGGUUUUUUUUCACAAAUGGAUGUUAAAUUUACCACAUUUUAUUCAGAAAUGCAUGGACAUGAUCACAAAAUAAUGAAAAGGACAACAAAGAAAUAAUCCACAAGCUCUGAACACGGUAUAAAAAUGCAGAAUGGUUUGAGCUCAAGCUUUGUUUCCAUCUGAACAUCAUAUUAAGCAAAGCAUCUUCAUUCCUCCAAUGACAAGUGCAGAUUUAUCUGGUUUAUCACAGUUACAAAAAUGUGCUUCAUGACACUGUAGCUUAUGACACGUGUUAAACAUCGCCAUCUCCAAUGCUUACAAGACAUUUCACAAACAGUGCUUUUUUUUGCCACAGUAAACAACAAGUUGUCCAGAAAUACAAUGAGAUUAUGCAAAAAAUGAUGAAGCUACAGUAAAUAAGAGAAACAUACUGUAAUUCAAUACUUAGAGAAACAGAAAAUCCUGAGGAUGAAGAAUAUUAAACAGAUUUUAAUCAGCCAGUGUGCCAUUCCCAUCGUAAACUCUGACACUGUUAAGCAAGUUUGUCUGAUGCAAAAUGACUAACAGGCCAUUUAGUUUGUAGAGGUUGCAGAAUAAAAUGGGCUCAAUUAGGGGUUAUUUAUUACUUUUAGUGAAGCAAUUUCUCUUUAUCUGCCAGGACAUCAAAUAUAAAAUGCAUAAUAUGAGGUGUGAAAAAAAAUCUACAUUACCUCCUUUAACAGAUGACAUUGGCACAUGUGAAAAGGCUUUGAUUAUCAUCGAGUUACAAUCUUGACUCAGCGAGCAGAUUCUGACAUCAGGACGACACGUAUUAGCCCUUCAAAAUAAAUUCAAAAAAGUGCAUUCUCCAAACAGACAUAAUAACUAGAAAAAAAACGUGUUUUUGAAUGUAAGAGCAACAACUUAAGCAACACUGUUUUUAAAUAUUUGAAACCCAAUAUACAAUGUAAAUAAUGAGUUUGAAACUAUUUGUCAUUGCCUUUGUAUAUCACGCUGAA